Molecule: messenger RNA, 2014 nt
Organism: Corticium candelabrum
Lineage: Eukaryota; Metazoa; Porifera; Homoscleromorpha; Homosclerophorida; Plakinidae
Product: integrator complex subunit 10-like
Exons: 19
Coding region: 17-1951 (644 amino acids)
Biological process (GO): snRNA processing
Cellular component (GO): integrator complex
Source: RefSeq, a predicted model, not a curated record
UUAAACUACUUCAAAAAUGGCCGACGAGUCGUCUUCAUGGUUGAUACAAAGAUCUAGGGAGUGUCUGAGUGUUGGAGACAAUGAUGGUGCUGACGCUUGGAUUUUCACGGCGACGAGCUUGUAUCCGCACAGUUUUCCAGUGCAGCAUGAAGUGCUGCAUACGCAAAUGAAAGCAGGGCAGAUCGCACAAGCCGCUCUUCAAUUGGCUAACAUGUUACAGCGCUUUAACAACAAGAAGGAGUUAUGGCAGGAUGUUCAUUCUAUGUUGACAGCAGUUAGCUCAGAAGCAAAUGAUGCAACAUCAGAAAGAUGGCGAUAUUUGUUUGGAGCUUUGGACAGUGAUGUGCAACAGGAAAUGCUGAGAUCAUGUGCAGAACAAUGUGAAGAUGAUGUACUGUCUCAAUGUCAGCUGUUUAUUCAACUUAUGAAGCUUUUUCCUGGCACAGUUUUGGAAUUUGGUCUGGAGACAGUGAAGUUACUGUCACGUUGCUCUUCUCACAGGUUAUUGUGCCAGAAGAUGUUAGUGAAUGAAGCAUUACCUCUACUUUUGUCAUCUUGUCAUUGUCAGGCUCUACUCUCAAGGGUUCCAGUUGAUGAAAUUGUGUUUUGGCUUUAUAAGGCAUUAUUUUACUGCAGUCAGAAUUGCAGUGAAUGUUUGAUCAGCACAGCAGCUUCGGACUUUAUGAAAACUGAUUUAAUGAGUCCCACAUUGACAUCACCAAGUACUCCUCGAAGGUCAUCUAUUGCAAAUCGAGUAAAACCGGAGAAUGUUUUACGAGAUAGCUGGUUGAUGUUGUUGAGACUGGUACAGUCAAUUGGCUUGUUCUUACGGUGGAAUAUUCCUUCUGAGUUGUGUAACUCAGCAUUGCUAUUAUCGGAAAGAGUGGCUGUAUUAAAGAGCUUACCCAAAUCACAUCCAGCCUAUUUUCAUGUGUCUUUUGUUCUUCUACUUGAGAGCUUAGCCAAGUAUCGAGCAGCUUUGCAUAUGAAUUCUGCUAAUGAGAGCCCUCUAGUCAUGGUAUCAUCAAUAGCAGAAUCAGAAUCUCAACAUGGAUCAGAAGUUCAGACACUAGCUGUGUUAGGAGGAACAGAAGGGGGAAAGAAAGUCAUAUCAGAUUUAUUUAGAUGUGCUGUACUUUGCUGGGAUGCUGUUCAUUCAGACAAGACAUUGAAAACAGAUUUUGUAAAUCUUCGCAAGAAAUGGAGUUCUGCUGAUUGGGAAAUGAUUGAUAGUUUUGAAGUAGACUGCUGGUUGUAUAAGAGAAAUUUUUCACAGGUUGUUGCUUAUCUUCAAUCUCUUGGUGAAGGUGAUUCUUUGGCAGCCACUAUGGCUCGACUCAAACAGGCAUCUUGUCUUGCAAAGAUGGGGAAUUUAGCUAAAUCAUGUGAAUUGGCAAUGUCUGUGCUGCUGUCAGUGCUGGAUGAGAUGCAUAUAUCUGUAGGAGAUGAAUUACCUGAUAGUGAGCUAGCUGACUUUACAAACAGUGCUGAUGUGUUACUGCUACCAUUUGAUGCAGUGUAUGUUGUCCCAUACUGUGUUGCAAUAGCUGCUGAGCACUACAAGAGUAUUGCUUUUGAGGUUGAGAGAAAUGACAUAGCUCUCAGUCAUUUGAUGGUCUUAUGUCAGUAUGAUUGGCCAAAUAUGCAUCAACUAUUUCUUCAAGUUAUGAAACGAGUCAAAGACAAUAGAGGUCUUAUAUUUGAAAGCUUUUUCAAGUAUAUAAGAGAUAUUGACAUGUUGGAGGAGAUGAUGUGGCUGUCAAAUACAGAUACUUGUCAGUUGUGUUUACUGCCCUCUUCAUCGCAAAGACAACGUACUGUGACAAGAGGAGUUGAUAAGGAGUCUAAAGAAGAGCUUCGAGAUGCGUUUGAGAAUCAAGCAAAGUAUGCAGAAGACAAGUUUAUUUCUACUCUUUACUUAUUUGUUCAGGACACAGUUAGGAAACCUUAAUUUAUAUUAGUAUAACAUCUUUGACAUACAUGAAAAGAUAAUGUGAUCUUUCAGCAAAUUUCA